This is a messenger RNA of Athalia rosae (coleseed sawfly), 1581 nucleotides long. RefSeq lists its product as uncharacterized. The coding region runs from base 170 to 1219 and encodes 349 amino acids. Gene Ontology annotation, biological process: rRNA processing. NCBI's taxonomy places the organism in Eukaryota, Metazoa, Arthropoda, Insecta, Hymenoptera, Athaliidae. The transcript has 3 exons. The record is from RefSeq and is a predicted model, not a curated record.
CUCGAACACUUUGCUCCGAUCUCCAAUUCGGCCCAUAACCUCUAACGAUGUAAUUCCUAAUUAAUCUCGUUGUGCACCGUUAUUAUUUGUUAACAACGUUGAAAUGUUCUCGUCUAGUUGACGAGUGUUUGAUUAUCGGUAUCACUGCUGCACUGGCAAAUGCGGAAGAAUGAACAUCGAGUUGUCCGUUCGAAAAUUGCAGGAUCUAGUGAGAAUGAAAUUUCUCUACACCCUCUCCCGUGGUAUUUCCACUUGUAACGUCAAAUUUGGGAAAUAUGCCAGAAGAGAGGGAAAAUUUAUAACGAAAAUAUUAAAAGAAGAACAGACGAAGAGAAAGUGGUAUGCGAACCAUAAAAAGGCUGCUGCGAAUCCCUUAGGGGCAAGUACCCAACGGAUACCUGUAUCUAGCCGUAGAAAUACAGUUUUAAAUAAGCUCUUCAUGAGAUACAUAACCGACUUGAUGGCCACUGGAGAGAUAGCUUCGAGUAUUCUUGGCAGAGGGAUUGAAAUAUCUCGGGUUAACAUAACUCAAGAUUUCCACCAGAUUAAUGUAUUCUGGGCUAUUCAUAGUGCAGAUGAAAAUCCUGCAGAAAUAGAGAAGAUUUUAGCCCAAGCUGCAGGGCCUCUCAGACACGAGCUCAGCCAGCUCAGACUGAUGGGUGCUGUGCCGAUAAUACAAUUUGUCAGGGACAAGCAGUAUAUUGUGCAGAAAGAGAUUGAUCAGAGGUUAAACAUUGCUGAUUUUGGCGAUGGGUUUAUCCCAUCUGAUCCAAUAUUGCGAUUGCAGAGAAAGUUUACCCCAGUCCGUAAUGAAAUUGAUGGGGAGUCUGAACAAGAUGAAUCAGAAACUAUUGAGGAACCUUUACCAGUGAUGCGUCAUGAUGUCAUGGGCCUAGAUCAUGCCCGGAUUAUGACAAAGAUCUGUAGUUCUAUGGAGAAAUCCAGAGCAGCGUUCCAGAAUAGAUCUUUAAAUAUAUCGAACGUUGUACCUAGAAAAGUAGGAACGAGUUCUAUGGUGACAGAAUACCUAUCUGUAAAGGAAAGGAGAGAUGCAUUAGCUAUGUUUUUGAACAAAAGACAACAUAUGGAGAGGAAAAUUCGGAAGCGUGAAAGAGAAAUGUUAGAAAAUCCUGAUCCUUACUUGGAGGAUCAAGAAAACUUUGAUGAUACUGAUGAUAAUUUCGAUAUAGACAUUCAUGCUGAUCAAAUCCAACGGUGAUUAAUUUAAUUGAAAUCCGUACAUUCAACACUUACUUCUCGAUACUCCAUUGAUUGAUAACUCAUGAAUGGGAAGAUUAUUUUUUGAGCAAUUUACCUUCAAUCAAGCAACUAUAAUGACACAUGUGCACGUAUCUCGGUACAUCGACAGGCAAUUUGAAUCUUCGGACAUUAGCUAUAUGCAGAUAUCAUUUUGGAGUUUGAAUGAUCAGAUUCCCUUUGAAAUCAUAUGAUUGUACCAUUCAGACACCUGAAAACUAGUCAUAUUGAAAAUGUGUUAGUCAAAAGGAGAUAUGUUUCAGGAUGUAAACAAAGAAUAUAGACUUUUAUUGUUUCAUUUAAAUAUAAUACUUACAUAGUAAA